Scleropages formosus (Asian bonytongue) is the source of this 2199-nucleotide messenger RNA. It is a transcript of the gene mcmdc2, whose product is annotated as minichromosome maintenance domain containing 2. NCBI's taxonomy places the organism in Eukaryota, Metazoa, Chordata, Actinopteri, Osteoglossiformes, Osteoglossidae. Gene Ontology annotation, cellular component: nucleus. Gene Ontology annotation, biological process: double-strand break repair via break-induced replication. The transcript has 14 exons. The record is from RefSeq and is a predicted model, not a curated record. Gene Ontology annotation, molecular function: single-stranded DNA helicase activity; DNA binding; ATP binding. Bases 94 to 2154 code for a protein of 686 amino acids.
AGCCUGGCUUGACGAGGAGCGCGCGGGAGAGGCCUCGCGCUGGUACAGGAGCGGGGAGGGCGAGGCGUGAAGGAAGGAGUCCGUGUGGAGAUUAUGGCGGGCUUUGCGGAGACGGAGGUGGACAUGGAGAUGAUGAGGGAGACCAUGGAGAUGAAGGAGGCGGUCAUCUCGUACUUGGACAGGAGCGGAGGACUAGCGCGCCUCGUCCGGGACUGUGAGGCUUUCGGCGGCUCCCAGCAGACCGAGGCCAUAUGCCGCUUCUGUGUGAGUGUGAGACCCUCCGAGGUGAUGGACACGGAUGCCCGGCUGGGGGACUGUGUCCUGCACCGUCCCCUCCAAGCCACGGCCCUCUUCCAGUCCGUGUGUUUCCUGGCCAUCAAGACUCUGUCCUUGAUUAAGAAAAUACACACCGAAAACCAGGUGAAUGUGGUGCUGAGGCUGGUGAACUUGCCACCACUCCCCGGGUACUCGCUGGAUCUCUGUGAGUUCCCGCGUGGGUAUGGUCCCAUGCGUCCCCUCCUUGUGGAGGGACUGGUGGUGGCCAUGACCCGUAUCACCAAGUACACUCAAGGGGCCCGGUUCCUCUGCACAGAGGCCACCUGCCCCUGCUCCACAGGGUUUCACCACAUCCGAGUGCAUGCCCCAGGGGCUACGGAGUCCGCCACAGUGAGAAGUGAUUUCACCUGCAAGCUGUGCUCCUCACCGCUCGUAGAGGAUGUGAAGUUCAGGGUCCUUGGGGACAAGCAGCUGGUAGAGGUAAUUCAUGCAAGUGCUGUGGAUGUCUUGGGUGUCCAGCCCCCCUGUUCUGUGAGGUUCCAGUCUGUGACCUUGUUCCUGAGAGAUGAACUGUGCAACUCAAUGAAAAUUGGCAGGCUGUACAGAGUGGUGGGGAUCCCAGCAUACGUUCACCAAUGGCCACAUGUCAUUUGGAGUGUAGAGGCCAGCAGCAUACAGCCAUGGGGGCCAAAACGUUCCGGGAUUGUCAGUGGUAACUUCCGGUCCUUGCUGGCAGCCACUGCCUGCUCACCUUGGAGGUUCUCAGCUGUUGUGUCAAACAUGUUUGGGUCACCUGUGGUUCCACCUGGAUACUUCAGCACCUUGAAGCUGUGUCUGCUGCUGAGCUUGGUGCAGACCGAGGGGGACGACGCUCACCCAUUCCACCACCUGGAUGUUCUGGCUCUCACCAAUGACUCUCUUGUCAUAGACAGGCUGAUGACCUACGGCCUGGGCCUUGCAAGUCGGGGGAUACGACACCAAGUGACAAGGGAGAUACAAGCCUCGCUGUCUGAAGAUGCGCAUGGCGCUGGCACUGCCAACAUCCAUGGUGGUGAUGCAUUGCUGGCCAGUGGGGGCAUCUGCCUGCUGGGGGACUUGGCUAUCUACAGGAAGGAUAAGAUAGAUGCACUCCAGUCAGCAUUGGAGACGAGGACUGCGACUGUUUUCAUCCCAGGGAAGAAGUACGGGGAGGAUGCCUGCCAACAGCUCUCGUUCCAAAUCCAGUGCAACUUCUGGGCUCUAGAUGAUGUUGCCACUCCUACCAAGAGAGUCUUUAAAGGCAACAGUGGUGUAGUGGGCUCAGUGGAAAUGGGCUUGGUUCCUGCACAGAUCGCGGAGGCCUUUGGGCUGGUGAUUCAGUGCCGCAGUGAUCGUUAUCAGUUUCCUCUGACCAUCCACACUCUAAGACAGGCUGUCACACCUGGGGAACCCCUGUAUCCUGCCUGCAUGCAGUUCACAACACAAGACUACCAAGAGCUCCUUGCUUAUGCAAGAGGGCUGCAGGUAGAACUCAGCCCCCAGGCAGAGAAGAUGAUACAUGGUUACUACAUGGCCAGUCGCAGGGUUCGCUCCAUGCUGUCCGUCACAUCACUCAGACUCCUGAUCUCGCUGGCGGAGGCACACAGCAAACUGAGUCUGAGGACCAAGGUCCUGCAGGAGGAUGCUGUGUUAGCUGUGUUGUUGUGUGAGGCUACAUUGACUCUGAAGUAUGGUGCUUCUGCGCUUGUCCUUCCUCCUGAUGCCCUGUUUCCCUGUGCCCUCCAUGAUGUGGAAUCCCUGCAUAGGAGGGAUGUGGCCCUUCAGCAGCUACAACAACAGAUCCUGAAGUUUGUAUACAGUUAUGCUCCAGACAGCACCAGUUACACCGCUAAGGAAUAGUCGAAAAAAAAAGCCUCUGCUGUCCACUAGGUGGCAGUAGUUCCC